Molecule: messenger RNA, 3027 nt
Organism: Branchiostoma floridae (Florida lancelet)
Lineage: Eukaryota; Metazoa; Chordata; Leptocardii; Amphioxiformes; Branchiostomatidae
Product: dentin sialophosphoprotein-like
Exons: 10
Coding region: 1-3027 (1008 amino acids)
Molecular function (GO): calcium ion binding
Source: RefSeq, a predicted model, not a curated record
AUGGGGAUGACAGUGACACUACAAGUGAUGGCGACACCAGUGAUACAUCAGAUUACUCCAGUGAGGAUGACAGUGACACCUCAGCACGGUGUGUGUUCACCUGAUCCAGUGACGUUCUACAAAUGUACCUGUGACUCGGGAUUCACGGGGAACUUUUGUGAUACAGAAAUUGUGGAGAGUGAAGAUGACGAUGAAAGUGACGUAAGCAACCCGAACGAUGGGGACGACAGUGAUACUACAAGCGAUGACGACACCAGUGAUGUUGAUUCCACCAGCGAGGAUGGCAGUGAUACCACCAGUGGUGCAUCAGAUUCCACCGGCGGUGACGACACCAGUGAUGCAUCAGAUUCCACCGGCGGUGACGACACCAGUGAUGUAUCAGAUUCCACCGGCGAUGACGACACCAGUAAUGUAUCAGAUUACUCCAGUGAGGAUGACAGUGACACCACAGCGAUCGAUUGGUGUGCAAUCGACCCUUGUGAGCACGGUGUGUGUUCACCUGAUCCAGUGACGUUCUACAAAUGUACCUGUGACUCGGGAUUCACGGGGAACUUUUGUGAUACAGAAAUUGUGGAGAGUGAAGAUGACGAUGAAAGUGACGUAAGCAACCCGAACGAUGGGGACGACAGUGAUACUACAAGCGAUGACGACACCAGUGAUGUUGAUUCCACCAGCGAGGAUGGCAGUGAUACCACCAGUGGUGCAUCAGAUUCCACCGGCGGUGACGACACCAGUGAUGCAUCAGAUUCCACCGGCGGUGACGACACCAGUGAUGUAUCAGAUUCCACCGGCGAUGACGACACCAGUAAUGUAUCAGAUUACUCCAGUGAGGAUGACAGUGACACCACAGCGAUCGAUUGGUGUGCAAUCGACCCUUGUGAGCACGGUGUGUGUUCACCUGAUCCAGUGACGUUCUACAAAUGUACCUGUGAUUCGGGAUUCACAGGGAACUUUUGUGAGACAGAAGGUGAAGAUAACGAUGAAAGUAACGUAAUCAACCCGGACGAUGGGGAUGGCAGUACAGCAACAAGUGAUGAUGACACCACUGAUGUAUCAGAUUCCACCGGCGAUGACGACACCAGUGAUGUAUCAGAUUCCACCGGUGAUGACAACACCAGUGAUGUUUCAGAUUCCACCAGCGAGGAUGACAGUGUCUCCGGCGUGUCUCCGGUGGCGAUGACGACACCAAUAAUGUAUCAGAUUCCACCAGUGAGGAUGACAGUGUCUCCGGCGGCGAUGUUCAGAUUCCCCAGUGAGGAUGACAGUGUCUCCGGUGGCGAAGAUGACACCAAUGAUGUAUCAGAUUCCACCAGCGAGGGUGACAGUGUCUCCGGCGGCGAUGAAGACACCAAUGAUGUAUCAGAUUCAACCAGCGAGGAUGACAGUGUCUCCGGCGGCGAUGACGACACCAAUGAUGUAUCAGAUUCAACCAGCGAGGAUGACAGUGUCUCCGGCGGCGAUGUAUCAGAUUCCACCAGCGAGGAUGACAGUGCCCCCGGUACAGACUACUGUGUUCUCGGGCCUUGUCUGAACGAAGGCACCUGUAUCAAUGGUGUCGACUCGUACACAUGUCAGUGCUCCACUGGAUUUGAGGGAGAUAACUGUGAAACAAAAAUUGAGCAAAGUGAGACAAGUGACGAAACCGCCGAAGAUAGCGAUGAUGACAGUGACAGCGGCAGCUCUGACAGUCAGGAAGAAGAUGAUGACACUUCCUCUAGCCCCGCUGAUGAAAGUGACAGUGACGGCCCCGACAAUCAGGAUGGUGAUGAUACUUCCUCUAGCCCCACUGAUGAAAGUGACAGUGAUAGCCCCGACAAUCAGGAAGAAGAUGAUGACACUUCCUCUAGCCCCGCUGAUGGAAGUGACAGCGGCAGCUCCGACAGUCAGGAUGGUGAUGAUACUUCUUCUAGCCCCGCUAGUGGAAGUGACAGCGGUAGCUCCAACAGUCAGGAAGAAGGUGAUGACACUUCCUCUAGCCCCGCUGAUGAGAGUGACAGCGACGGCCCCGACAAUCAGGAUGGUGAUGAUACUUCUUCUAGCCCCGCUAGUGGAAGUGACAGCGGUAGCUCUGACAGUCAGGAAGAAGAUGAUGAUACUUCCUCUAGCUCCGCUGAUGAAAGUGACAGUGACAGCUCCAACGGUCAGGAAGAAGAUGAUGACACUUCCUCUAGCCCCGCUGAAGAAAGUGACAGUGACGGCCCCGACAGUCAGGAUGGUGAUGAUACUUCUUCUAGCCCCGCUAGUGGAAGUGACAGCGGCAGCUCAAACAGUCAGGAGCAAGAUGAUGACACUUUCUCUAGCCCCGCUGAUGAGAGUGACAGUGACGGCCCCGACAGUGAGGAUAAUGAUGAUACUUCUUCUAGCCCCGCUGAUGAAAGUGACAGUGACAGCUCCGACAGUCAGGAGGAAGAUGAUGACACUUCCUCUAGCCCCGCUGAUGAAAGUGACAGUGACAGCCCCGACAGUGAGGAUAAUGAUGAUACUUCUUCUAGCCCCGCUAGUGGAAGUGUCAGCGGCAGCUCCAACAGUCAGGAAGAAGAUGAUGACACUUCCUCUAGCCCCGCUGAUGAAAGUGACAGUGACAGCUCUGACAGUCAGGAAGAAGAUGAUGACGCUUCCUCUAGCCCCGCUGAUGAAAGUGACAGUGACAGCUCUGACAGUCAGGAAGAAGAUGAUGACGCUUCCUCUAGCCCCGCUGAUGAUAGUGACAGUGACGGCUCCGACAGUCAGGAAGAAGAUGAUGACACUUCUUCUAGCCCCGCUGAUGAAAGUGACAGUGACGUCUCCGACAGUCAGGAAGAAGAUGAUGACACCGCCUCUAGCCCCGCUGAUGAAAGUGACAGUGACAGCCUCGACAGUCAGGAUGGUGAUGAUACUUCUUCUAGCCCCGCUAGUGGAAGUGACAGCGGCAGCUCCAACAGUCAGGAAGAAGAUGAUGACACUUCCUCUAACCCCGCUGAUGAAAGUGACAGUGACGGCCCCGACAGUCAGGAUGAUGAUGAUGACACUUCUUCUAGCCCCUGCUGA